AUGGACGUGGGUCUCUCCAGCCUGCCAGUUGUAUCUCAGGGUUGCAGCAAGACCCUGCGGGGAGCACGCGGCAGGGGUCCGGCCAUCCGGAGGCAGCGGGAGUUCAUGCCGGAAGAGAAGAAGGACACAGUUUACUGGGAGAAGCGGAGGAAGAACAACGAAGCCGCCAAGAGGUCCCGGGAAAAGCGGCGUCUCAAUGACGCGGCCCUCGAGGGCAGGCUAGCCCUGCUGCUGGAGGAAAACGCUCUGCUCAGGGCUGAGCUGUGGACACUGAGGCAUCGCUUUGGCCUUUUGCCCUCCGUCGCUGGCUCCCGGGCCCUGCCCCUGCAGGCCAUGCUGUGGGAGGCCCCCUGGACUGGGGACCCCUGCUCUAGGGCCGACCCCCUCCCCUCCCUCUCUGGCUCCCGUGGCUGCUUUUUGAGGCCAUGCGCCCUGGACACUGGGGUUCCGGGAUGCGGGGGCUGUCUGGUGGCCCACAGGUGGACUGGUCUGGCCACCUCCCCCAGGUGCCCGCAGGACCCUGCGCCCCCUGCCCCCAAGAGAAUGGACAUGGCCUUGCAGGCUGCCCUCCCAGCUGCCUUAUUCAGUUGUCACCUCCUGGAUGGGCAUGGGGGGACCAGACCGGAGCUCAGGCCCUUCUGGAGGCUGUGGUCACCCAUGCCCACUGGUUACCAGGCUUCGGGGCCCUCAGAUGUGUUGCUCACACCCUCUGCUGACCCGAUGGAGCUGCCUCCCGGGGUGGUCUAUCCUGUCCCAGGGAAUGACUCCGAGGGUCAGCCCUCCCUGCCCCACAAACUGCGCAUCAAGUCCCAAGCCUCGGGCAGAGUGCCUCCAGGGCGGGCGGAUGGCCGGGGUCCCCUCUGA
Messenger RNA from Herpailurus yagouaroundi (jaguarundi), 864 nucleotides. It is a transcript of the gene NFILZ, whose product is annotated as NFIL3 like basic leucine zipper. Gene Ontology annotation, molecular function: DNA-binding transcription factor activity; DNA binding. NCBI's taxonomy places the organism in Eukaryota, Metazoa, Chordata, Mammalia, Carnivora, Felidae. Bases 1 to 864 code for a protein of 287 amino acids. Gene Ontology annotation, cellular component: nucleus. The transcript has a single exon. Gene Ontology annotation, biological process: regulation of DNA-templated transcription; circadian rhythm. The record is from RefSeq and is a predicted model, not a curated record.